CUUUCACUCAUGAGAAGCCGCGAACUCUGUCACAACGAUUCAUAACGCGAAAGCCGCGCUGCCGCGCCGCUGCCGCACUUCCACGCUCGCGACUUCGAGUGUGUUUGGAGUGAGAUCUCGAGUCGUGUGAUCUUUCCUCAGUGCUUGAAGUGUGUGUGUGUGUGAGCCGCAGAGAGAGAGAGAGAGAGAGAGAGAGAGAGUGAGUUUCAGUCAUGGCUGUGGACGGAAUAGACCAGCGCGCGCUCCAAUAUGAGCAAACUUUGAUGUAUGGGCGUUACACUCAGGAACUGGGUGUUUAUGCAAAAGAAGAGGCAGCCCGACUGCGAGAGGAUGGCCGUCACCGGCGUUCCAUCUCUGAACGCAGCCCGUCACUCAAAGUGCUGGAAUAUGAGAAGGGACGAUGCGUCAAGUGUCGAAGGUUUUCGUACGCCCUGGAAUCAACACCUCGGGACUUUUUUUCUGUCUGUACAGUUCACUGUCAGAGGUUCCUCAUGUCUCGGGUGGGUGAGGACUGGAUCUUUCUCAUUCUGCUGGGUCUGGUCAUGGCGCUGGUCAGCUUUGUUAUGGACUUCUGCAUCGCUCUUCUCUUACAAGCACAGAAGUGGAUGUACGGUGGUUUGGACAGUAAUGUGGUCUUACAGUAUUUGGCGUGGGUCACUUAUCCUGUGGUUCUCAUCAGUUUUUCUGCAGGAUUCACACACAUCGUGGCUCCUCAGGCUGCCGGGUCCGGCAUUCCUGAGAUGAAGACGAUCCUCAGAGGUGUGGUGCUAAAAGAAUAUCUCACUUUAAAAACAUUUGUUGCCAAAGUGGUCGGUCUGACAUGUGCGCUGGGCAGUGGAUUACCUCUGGGUAAAGAGGGGCCGUUCGUUCACAUCGCCAGCUUGUGUGCCGCUCUGCUCUGUAAAUUCAUGUCUUUAUUUGGUGGAAUUUAUGAGAAUGAGUCCAGGAACACUGAGAUGCUCGCUGCUGCUUGUGCGGUCGGGGUCGGCUGCUGCUUCGCUGCUCCUAUUGGAGGUGUGUUGUUCAGCAUUGAGGUCACAUCCACAUUUUUUGCCGUCAGAAACUACUGGCGAGGAUUCUUCGCUGCUACAUUCAGUGCCUUUAUCUUCAGAGUUCUAGCGGUGUGGAACAGAGACGAAGAGACGAUAACCGCUCUCUUUAAAACCCGCUUCAGACUGGAUUUCCCCUUUGACCUGCAGGAGCUUCCCGCCUUCGCUGUGAUCGGGAUUGCCAGUGGAUUUGGUGGCGCUCUGUUUGUGUACCUGAACAGACUGAUUGUUCAAUUUAUGAGAAAACAGAAAACCAUCAACAAGUUCCUGAUGAAGAAGCGUCUGUUGUACCCGGCGCUGGUCACUCUGCUGGUCACAACACUCACCUUUCCUCCAGGAUUUGGACAGUUCAUGGCUGGACAGCUCACACAAAAGGACACAAUGGUGUCAUUCUUUGACAAUCACACCUGGGCAAAGCAAGGAAUCACAGAGGACUUCAUAUACAACAGCCAAUCGGCCGCCUGGAAACAUCCGCAGGCAAAUAUCUUCAUCAUCCUCGUCAUCUUCAUCGUCAUGAAGUUCUGGAUGUCAGCUUUAGCCACGACUCUUCCAGUCCCCUGUGGAGCUUUCAUGCCUGUGUUUGUCAUUGGUGCUGCGUUCGGGCGUUUGGUGGGUGAGAGUAUGGCCGCAUGGUUUCCAGAGGGCAUCAAUUCAGAUGGAACCAUCUAUCCCAUAAUGCCCGGUGGUUAUGCUGUUGUGGGAGCGGCUGCAUUAUCCGGUGCUGUCACACACACGGUGUCGACGGCUGUGAUUGUGUUUGAGUUGACGGGUCAGAUCAGUCACAUUCUGCCCAUCAUGAUCGCUGUGAUUCUCGCCAAUGCCGUCGCUCAGAGCCUCCAGCCGUCCAUCUAUGACUCCAUCAUCCGCAUUAAAAAACUGCCGUACCUGCCCGAGCUCGGCUGGGGUCACCACGAGAAAUAUAAUAUCCGUGUGGAGGACAUCAUGGUGAGAGACGUCCAUUACAUCACUCUCAACUCCACCUACAGAGAUCUGCACGAGAUUCUUCUGAUGGGAAACCUGAAAACAUUAGCACUGGUGGAGUCUGCAGAGUCGAUGAUCUUGUUGGGUUCUAUUGAGCGUGCUCAGUUACAGGCGCUCCUGACACAGCAUCUGGGUAGCCAGCGGCGUCUGGAGUACAUACGUGAGCAUGCAGAGGAUGAGAGGAAGCGUAUGUCAGUGAUCAGCACCCCCAGCAGUGAGGAGGGAGGUCACAAGGUCAACCACGAGGUUCGAUUUCAGAUCUCCACAGAGGAAUCCUCCUUCCCUCCCUCUCGACCUGUUUCUCCCAAACCUCUCAAACCAGCGCUGAAGAGAUCGUCUGUCGCUGAGAAGAACACAGACAUUCCCACAAGUCCUCAUGAAUCUGGCAGUGGUCUGAAGAAUCUUCUCUGCGCUCGUCCUCGGACAGAAACACUGGAGAAUAAUAAUGUGAUGACUGCUGAUCUCAGACCAGUUAAACGUGUGAGGAUUUCAGUCGUGGACGACCCGGACAUGGAAGAUGAUAUGACACUUCGAGAGAUUGAGGAGUGGGAGGAGCAACAGCUUGACGAGCAGGUGAACUUCAACAACUGUAAGAUUGACCCCGCCCCCUUCCAGCUGGUGGAGCGCACCUCACUGCACAAGACACACACCAUCUUCUCUCUGCUGGGUCUGGAUCACGCUUACGUCACCAGUAUCGGGCGACUCAUCGGGGUGGUUUCACUGAGAGAGUUGCGUAAAGCCAUCGAGGGCUCCAUGACGGUGAAGGGGGUGAAGGUUCGCCCGCCGCUGGCCAGUUUCCGGGACAGCGGGACCAGCGGAACCAGCAGCGAAAGUGAAGCCACGGAACUUCACAAACUGUGGGAGCGUCACACAAACCUCACGCUGCCCAGAGAACAUCUGCCCAACUCCUCGGACUCGGACGACAAAUCCCACUGACGCACAAAAUAGUCCACAGUCUUAUAGACGGACUCCCGAAUGUCCACCGGAUGGAUGAUUUGGGACUCCUUUAAAUCUUCCUGACAAACACUAAUUCCAUUUCCUGUUAUGGCAAAGAAUCAGGGACUCUUUGUGUUGUCAGAUUGGGUGUGUGGUGUAGAACGGGCCGGUGUUGUUUCUUUACAUUCCCUUUGUGUUUUAAACUUGAUCACUGGACACUUUCUCUCCCCGUCUCUCGAUGGGUUCUUUGUGAAGCAAGAGGUGGGCAUUGAGUUUCUCUCUAUAUAAAGACCCUGUUGCUGGUGUAGGCGACUGCUGUGGGUGCAGAGAGCGAGCGAGAGAGAGAGAGAGAGAGAGAUAAUGGAUGUGUGUGGGAUGUAUAAUCUCUAGAUUCUCACUUCAGUAGAAAAGAGUUUUUUUUCUCCCGUGACAUUUCUUCCAGCAGAGAUUUCGGUCGCCAUUUUACAGACAAACCGCUCUUGUGUUUUCCACUCAGGAUCUUUUGAAAGGAGUGAAAUCACAGAAGCGUGUGCACUUUUUUUGUUGCCUGCACACUAAACUUACAUGAAAAAACCGUACAGCAUUUAUUCAUCUGGAUUCAGUUAUGAGAUUAUUUAUGAGUGCAGCGUUUUAUUUAAAAAUAUUUCAUAUUGUUAGCUCGUGGUAAGCUACAGUCUUGUGGAAAAGUGUUCACCUGGUGAGAGAAAAGUUGAAUCACAGCUCCGUCCACACCACAUCCAUAACAUUUACAAUAAUCAGUAACACUUUACAAUAAGGUUCUUAACAAUUAGCUAAUGCAUUAGCAAACAUGAACAAUACUUAUACAGCAAUCAUGUUAAAGCAAUCAUGGCACUUCACCCACAAAUGAAAAUACUGUCAUCAUUUCCUCACCUUCAAGU
This is a messenger RNA of Triplophysa rosa, 3865 nucleotides long. Its product is annotated as chloride channel protein 2-like. The coding region runs from base 213 to 2966 and encodes 917 amino acids. The record is from RefSeq and is a predicted model, not a curated record. The transcript is spliced from 25 exons. Lineage: Eukaryota; Metazoa; Chordata; Actinopteri; Cypriniformes; Nemacheilidae. Gene Ontology annotation, biological process: transmembrane transport; chloride transport. Gene Ontology annotation, cellular component: membrane. Gene Ontology annotation, molecular function: voltage-gated chloride channel activity.